AUGGAUGGACUGAUCUACUUCCGGCAAGUGUCUCAGCUGGCGGGCUUUCACGCCGGUCUCAUUGCUUUGGGAACAAUUGUUCUCCUGGCUGGUGUUUUGUGUCUUUCUUGGCGAUUGGAAGAUAUCGAUAGUCACGCUGCUGUAAGCGCCUUGGGACCCACACAGACUGCACUUGGGCCCGGUAUGGCAGUUGUGGAAGAGCACCCUCCGAUAUCGCCUAGAUUGCUGGACGGCGAGGAUGAAGAGGCACAUAUCGGAGAACGCGAACCCCUUCUCAACACGGAUACGAAUACCCGCCAUCUCUCAUAUCAACGAGGACGAGCCCCGAGUUUACCGCUCAAUCUCCAUCUUGAUCAUCCUGACCCUGUCGACUUGAAUCCGGCCUCUAUUUGGGCGGAACUCGAUGAUUCCGACUAUGACUCCGCCGAUGGACAACGUCGUCCUUCCGCAGACCACCCACGCAACACCAGUGGUAGUGUAGCCUUCCAUGGUCCACGACAAGGGCUUGCGCGACACUCAACGAUCGGCGCCACCACGCACGAUCGAGGGUGGGGAUCUCGCCGAGCCUUGGCGUCAGGGCGCGAGAACCAGCGGCGUCGAAUUUCGGCACCAUUCGGUGGGAUUUCCGCCGCCAAACGCCAACGACGCAGCGCAUGGGGCAUGUCCAAUUCCACGUCUGACGCCCUACCUGGCGGAUACGGAACCAUCCAAGAAGAUGGCGAUGAUACUCACGGGCAUGAUGACACCCGUUCUCCGGCCGCCAGAUCUGGUUUUCUUGCUGGACCGAGGAGGGCCCUGACAGGAGCCUGGGAAUCCGGGAGACAAUAUUUGUCUCGAUGGAGCAGCUCGCAGGCGGGCAACCAGGCCCAUGCUGACCCACAAGAUAUACUGCCCCAAGCUGGAACUCAUCCUCGAGCACAAUAUACCCAAGAAGUCACCGAAUCCGAAUCCGGGCCUGUUCAGCCAUAG
Penicillium canescens is the source of this 969-nucleotide messenger RNA. RefSeq lists its product as uncharacterized. The transcript has a single exon. The coding region runs from base 1 to 969 and encodes 322 amino acids. Lineage: Eukaryota; Fungi; Ascomycota; Eurotiomycetes; Eurotiales; Aspergillaceae. The record is from RefSeq and is a predicted model, not a curated record.